UAGAAAUGCAACUAUAAUGGGUUUCCUGGCUGAGGUUGGCUUGUGAUCUUAAUGACGUUUAGCUAGCAAGCCAUGUUUCUUUAACUAGCUUUUUCAUAAAGGAAGACAUUGUCGAUUAGUUAUUAUCAGUGUUGCACUGAUAGUCAUGCAGAACGAGGACCCUAAACCAACAUUUUACACUUGUAGUUGCUUCAACACAGACAAUAUUUUCCUUGAGGACUACAAACUCCAUGUCCGAUUCGUUUCCGAGUGCCAGUUUAGAUCGAAAUAUCAAGCAGUGCUGAGGACGCUUGGUUGUUCCACUGAUGCACAGUUUGAUGAUGUCCUGCACAAGAUAGCUCUAGAAGUUGAAAGGCGCAGGAGCCUUGGUCUGAAGUCCGCUGACAGAGCUUCCGCCAUACGGAACAUCUACACACCUCUCCACAAACACGUUUACCUGCUGCAGGAAAACAAUUUGGCACCAGAGUUUAGACAGAUUGUAGACUAUUGUUGGUCUCAGGACGCCAGUGAAGAUGGACUUCUUGCCCUCAUACAGACCGAGACAGCCCAAAGAGUCUACCGCUUUCCUGUGUUCAAGAAAAGCUUUUGUGAGGAACUGAUAGAGGAGCUGGAGCACUUUGAAGUAUCCUCAGCUCCUAAGAGCAGACCUAACACUAUGAAUCACUAUGGGAUCCUACUAAACGAGCUGGGAUUGGACGAAGGCUUCAUUACCGUUCUGCGUGAACACUACCUGCAGCCAAUCACAUCUCUGCUGUACCGGGACUGUGGAGGACGACGGUUGGACAGCCACAAAGCGUUUGUGGUGAAGUACGACAUGCAUGAAGACCUGGACCUGAGUUAUCAUUAUGACAACGCUGAGGUCACUCUCAAUGUGUCGUUGGGGAAGGAGUUCACAGAGGGAAACCUCUACUUUGGGGACAUGAGACAGGUGCCGCUGAACGAGACCGAAUGCACGGAGGUGCAGCACAGAGUGGGCGAGGGGGUCCUACACAGGGGUCAGCACAUGCACGGGGCCCUGCCCAUCUCUUCCGGCCAGCGUUGGAACCUCAUCCUCUGGCUAAGAGCCUCACAAGAACGCAACAGGCUCUGCCCCAUGUGCAGCAGGAAACCCACUCUGGGGGAAGCAGAGGGCUUUGGAGACGGAUUUACCAAGGACCCUCCACUGAAUACAUCCUGCGUCCUCACGUAAAAACCUUCUCAGUCUUUUAGACGAAUCCCCAACCCUAGUCAGAUCCGGUUGCCGUUUGUUGUGUGACAAGUGAGUGUGGUUUCUUUGUGGGACAAAGUGCCAAAGGGGGUCAAGGAGAGGAAAGGUUAACAUGGAUGAAACUUCCCUCGUUAUUAGAACAGCUCUAGGAGGAACAGUGCAUAGCACAGUCACAUUUGUACUUUGUUGUGUUUGUUGAUUGACAAUGUUUUAUUUGUAUUUUUUUCAUUUUAGUUUAAUUCAGUGAUUUAUUUAAUUUAAUUUAGUCAAAUUGUUUGAUGUGUGAUGACACUGUCUGUUUGUGCUUCUGUGGUUUACUUCAUGAUCUUAUACAUUUCAACAUUCAGAUAUAUGGCAUGCACUGUCAAAAUGUUAAGACUGUUGUAUUGAAAAGAUUCAGAAUAAAUACACAGAUGUAAUUAUCAAUAUGCUAUCUGUAAUGACCAUCUCAGAUACAAUACACAAACAUCUUUUGUGCGCUAACAUUUUUUUCUUAUGGUAAAGUCAACAUUGAACAAGAAAAGGAUGACCACAAUAACAAUUCAAUCACAGCAAUACAUUCUGUACAUAAAUGAAGCAAAACUAUAAAUGUAUAUCCUCUGUAUAUAUAUUUCUCUGUUGUCAAGUAAUAUUCAUUUCCUCUGAACCUGUGCAGAAAUAUGUCUUUUUGUAAUAUAAGACAUACAUUAGACUGCCUUACCAUAUCCCUUAUGAUCUUAUUUUUAAAUGUAAUUACCAUCAUCAUCUUUAGUAGUGACAACAAAAAUGUGCAUUCUAGUAAACUUUUGGUUGUUU
Messenger RNA from Osmerus eperlanus (European smelt), 2002 nucleotides. RefSeq names its product 2-oxoglutarate and iron-dependent oxygenase domain containing 2 (gene ogfod2). The coding region runs from base 146 to 1189 and encodes 347 amino acids. NCBI's taxonomy places the organism in Eukaryota, Metazoa, Chordata, Actinopteri, Osmeriformes, Osmeridae. Gene Ontology annotation, molecular function: iron ion binding; L-ascorbic acid binding; oxidoreductase activity, acting on paired donors, with incorporation or reduction of molecular oxygen. The transcript has 7 exons. The record is from RefSeq and is a predicted model, not a curated record.